Messenger RNA from Brassicogethes aeneus, 2478 nucleotides. Lineage: Eukaryota; Metazoa; Arthropoda; Insecta; Coleoptera; Nitidulidae. The record is from the annotation of a GenBank genome assembly.
UUUGCGGUGGACUCGCGCCGACAUUCAGCCGGAACAAUUUGCCACGCGCUUUUCUCCACUGCCUACUCCAAUAUUUUAACUCCGCUGAAAGCAUUUCAGUGAAAACCGGAGCUUUUUGCGCUCUUCUUUUCGCGUCUGUGAUAGGUGUUCUUGUUUUUGUGCUGGGUGAUUAUGCAUUUUUUAAUUAAAUCUUUUUAAGUAUUAUACACAACACUACUUCAAAAACAUCUUGAAAGCGUUGUUCCUGGCUCCGGCUGCGGUGGAAUCGUCCUCUCGAUGAGUGAUAAAUGUGCGUUGUCAUGCUGGUGACAGGAUUAGUGAAGAUCUUUAUAGGCAAGUGCGUGUCGGAAGUAAUGUGGGAAGUGAAAAUUACGAGCAGGAUCUGCCCUGAGUUGCUAAUGGGUCUGACAAAGUGCGUGGGCCGCCGCUAAGGGUGCGAUGUCUUCGCUGUCGCGCGCCCAAAGCUGGCCGCUGCUGUCCGGACCGGCUCCGGUCGACGAUGCUCGACAUACUGCUAAAGCUUCGCAGAUACAAGCCAGAAGAUUCCUAUGUCGCCAUUAUUAUCCCGAGGGAGGAUGGGGAUGGGUGGUAGCUGUUUGUGCAGUGCUGGUACACAUCGUAAACCAUGGUUUUUUGAUAUCAUGCUCGCAACUAGUUGCUCCUGCCGCCUUCAAGUUCCACGUGCAUCCUGUUUAUCCUGCAGGAUGGCUGGGAGCGAUGUCUACGGGAGUAGCGCUGCUUAUUUCGCCCGUCACGAUCGCGUUUUGUCGCAGGAAAUCGACGAGGGUGACGGCUGUCAUGGGUGGCCUUAUUACGGCCCUAGGCUGUCUCUUCACUUCCUUCGCCACCCAGUUUCAUCAGCUGUUUUUCAGUUAUGGAACAGUGGUGGGAAUAGGAGUUGGUAUAACGAGGGACUGUUCAACUCUAAUGGUAGCUCAAUAUUUCAAAAGAAGACGCGAGUUUGUUGAAAUAUUUAUUGUUUCUGGUAGCGGCUUGGGAAUUGCUACCAUGUCCGUCAUUAUUAAAAGCACAAUUGGUGCUCUUGGAUGGAGACUGGGUCUACAAGUAGUUACAGGAGCGAUUUCCGUAACAUUCAUCCUGGGCACCUUCUACAGAUCGGCCUCCUUGUACCAUCCUCAACGUCGCGCAAUCCUGCACAUUAAAAACCAAAAACGCAAGAUCAAAGACAAAAACAAAAUCGAAGACAAAGUGCCGUUUUUCGACUUCUCGACCCUCAAAAGCAAAACCGUCCGAAUUUUACUCAUUUCGACCGGCAUUAGUGCAUUCGGGAUCAACACACCUUUGUUUUACCUGGCCUAUCAAGCCGAGGUCGAGGGUUUGGGCGACUCGACGGUGUUCUUGCAGAUGUACUUGGGGAUGGCGUGGACGGUGGGUUGCGUGGUAUUCAGCACGCUGGUGCUCCACAAUUCCACGGAAUGCAGGAUUGCCAGGCAGUAUUUGUGCCAAACUGCUGUCUUCAUGUGCGGACUGUCCAUUUUGGCUUUUACUGCGGUUAGCGGAAACUAUCAUGCCUAUGUUAUGUUUGCUUGGAUAUAUGGUAUAUUUUGUGGGGGAUACCAUUAUUCCUUAAAAAUGUACACGUACGAAAGAGUAAGGGCAAGAAACUUUGCAAGGACAUGGGGUUUUGUGCAGUGCUCACAAGCCAUUCCAAUAGUAAUCGGAGUUCCUUUUUCAGGAUACAUGAACGAAAAAUGCGGCGACAGAGCCGGCUACUACUUCAGCUCAACCUGCGUGUUAGUUGGAAGUUUAACCUUGUUCCUCAUCGAUCUGCACCGCAGAAAAAUUUCCCGCCACAAGCACACGCGCGAAAACGGCACCCGUCACCUCUGCGUGUCUGAGACUUGCCCGCAAAGAAGGAAACUCUCCUUCUCGCAGGAACCAGAAAACGACGGCGGAGUAACGGCGGGCGCCGCGGCGGCAGCACUUGUUUUGGGCGCCGACAUCGCGCCCAACAACUCCGGCGGCCUAUUGGACAACAUAGUGAUCUCCAACGAUAAGGCGGAGUUGACUUGCAUUUCCGAGGAGGGCAUAGCCGACAUGGACCUUCCCGAUAACUUAUUGGACGAUUUAGAUUACAUAGGAGACUGCAUAACGUCGUGUAACAAAGUAGAAAAUUAUUUAAUGCUUAGCGAAUUCGAGAAUAAUCUUAUAGCGGAAAUGCCUGUGAUAUUGGACAGGAAGGGGAGAAGGUGGUCGUUGGCCAGACCGAAAGUUGCUCAGAACACGGAAGACAAUGCGAUCGACGAGGAGAACGGCUUAACCAAAAACGGCAAGUGGAAGGUGUUUCCGAACCGCGUUAUUACUGUCAUAGAUGAAUCUUCGGUGUAAAACGAUUUCAUAAAUCUGCGUUCGUUCAAUACCGCACACGCGUUUUUAGAGAAUUUUCUUUAGAUAUGUAGAUUAGACUGGGCCAAAAAAUCAACUAUUUUUUUUUGAAAAGUAUAUCGAAAAUAUGGU